AUGGAAGGGCAAAGAGCAGAGGAUGUUUUGGAUGCUGCUUUGGCUGCGUCCCACAGAUGCGACCACUGCGGAUACAGGGCGGCUUACAAGUCUAAGCUAACCAGCCAUAUGAGAAAACAUACGGGUGAGAAGCAUGGUGAAAAGGACUUUAUGUGUGGGGAAUGCGGAUACAGGGUGGCUUAUAAGUCUCAUCUAAUCAGACAUAUGAGGAGACAUACAGGUUGGAAACCUUUUAAAUGUAACCAGUGCGACUAUUCUGCUGCACAAAAGUGGGCUUUUGACUGCCACAUGGCUAAGCACAAAGGUGAAAAAUCCUACAUGUGUGGAGAGUGCGGGUACAGGACGGAAUACAGCUUUAUAGCCAGUGUGCUGUAG
Messenger RNA from Branchiostoma floridae (Florida lancelet), 375 nucleotides. Its product is annotated as gastrula zinc finger protein XlCGF57.1-like. Gene Ontology annotation, molecular function: RNA polymerase II transcription regulatory region sequence-specific DNA binding; DNA-binding transcription factor activity, RNA polymerase II-specific. The record is from RefSeq and is a predicted model, not a curated record. Gene Ontology annotation, cellular component: nucleus. Gene Ontology annotation, biological process: regulation of transcription by RNA polymerase II. The transcript is spliced from 3 exons. NCBI's taxonomy places the organism in Eukaryota, Metazoa, Chordata, Leptocardii, Amphioxiformes, Branchiostomatidae. The coding region runs from base 1 to 375 and encodes 124 amino acids.